AUGGUCCCUUUCAGUUUCCCUCUGUCAAAGUGUGCGCUUUGGGACCCGAUCCCUGUGGGUGACAUCAUUGGCUCACACAUUAGCUAUUACAGAAACCCAAAGUUAUCUAUGAUGGAGAAAACCUUGCGACUUGCCUAUCGCCAUGCUAAGCAGAAUGAAAAAUUAUUUUCCUGUUUUUUGCUUGGCACUCUUGCAGUAGAUGAAGAUGGGGAAGGUGUAACGCUAACAAUAGACCGCUUUGAUCCUGGUCGAGGCGUUGCUGGUGGAUCGGGCAAAAUUCCAACUGCAUCGCUUCCUGGAGACUUUUUGAUUCCAUGUACAGUUAAUGCCUGGGGACCUUCUUCAGAUAAUAUUAUAGUGCACAGUGCUGAAGACGUUGGCUUGGCUUUCAAGGGUCUGCAGCACAGCCUGUGCAGUAAAGAAUCCCUGGAUCUUUCUAAACUCCUCACUGUUAGAGCUCACAUUGUUUUCACAGAAAACCUGGAUAAUCUACAUUUCAGCUUUCACUGGGCUUCUAUUACUGUAGCAAAUAUCUUGGAAUACACCCCUGUGAAGUCUGUCCCCAUUAUUCCCACAGCCCUUGCAAGAAAUUUGAACAGUCCCAUGAGUAUUGCACAAGUUCAAGGAACCUAUAAAUGUGGCUACCUUACUAUGGACCAGACACGAAAAUUGCUUUUGCUGCUCGAGUCUGAUCCCAAGGCUUAUGCUCUGCCGUUAGUUGGAGUUUGGCUGAGUGGAGUUACUCAUAUUUGUAGUCCUCAAGUUUGGGCCUGUUGUUUGCGGUAUUUAUUCAGUUCUUUGAUUCAAGAAAGGGUUUUUUCAGAAUCUGGGAGCUUUCUUAUUCUGCUUUAUUCGUUGACACACAAGGCACCAGAGUUCUAUGAGUGCGUUCCGUGCAGUGGACAGACUGAACUAGGGUUUCAGAUCUUAACUUCCAGUGAAACAAUGCACCUCUUCAAAAAUGUUGAACCUUCAGACAAGAGCUUUAUUCAGUUUGAGUUGAGUGCAGAAAAUCAAAAUGCAGAAACUGAGUUCUUCAGCAGAAUUUGCAAGAAACUUCCUAUCAGAAGUCCUCCUCAAGGCAGUUCACCCAGCAAGUUGUCAGCAAGUGAUCAUGACUCUGGUGUAGAAGAUGAGGAUUUAUCCCCCAGACCAAUUCCAAGUCCUCAUCCAGCGAGUCAACAGGUAACUAAGAUCUUUCCUUCAGUUCCUGAGCUGUCACUUGUUUUGGAUGGCAGCUUCAUAGAAUCAGGACAACCAUCUAAGCCUGUGGGGACUUCAAAUGUUAAAAGUCUACCCUCAGCACUUCCUCAGCCUAUUAAAAAGAAUUGGUGCUUGGCAUCUACAUGUUACCCCACCCAGCACUCUGAAGACAAGCAAAAUUUUUCUACUAAUAUGGGAGAUGUCUCUCUGAGGCAAUUACCAAACCAUUUAAACCAGAAAAUUCCAACUUUAAAGCCUUCUAGAGGAAAGCAAGCUCUACCACAGCAACAGUUGCAGUGUAAGAAAGCUUGCCCUCAGUCAAGAAAAAGUUCUGGAUCUUCUUCUUCAACCUCUUGUAGCGGGCCUUCCUCAGUUACAGCUGCACAUCACCUCCAAAAGCCAUUGGAAAGACAUGGAUUAAACCCUGAAGAAGUCGUACAGCAGGGAGAGCCUGCAGUUAGAAGAACACCAACAUCCAGUUCCAAGCAGCUUCCUGCUGUUAUUCAGCCACCCCUCUACAAUUCUGCUUUUUCACCACAGAGCUGCAGAAGACCACCAGAGCUGCAAGUGCCAGUCCAAGUGCCAUCUUGCUGUCCAGCCAGUGCCUGCAGCUGUCGCUUUCCUGCUUCCAUCCAAUAUAAUACAAUAAACUCUUGGCAAGGAAUUGAUAAACCGAGUCCCAAACAUGGAGUGGAAAUCCAGUCAGAGAUGGCUCAACAGAAUCCGUGUGCAGCGCUCCAUCAAAAUGUCAUUUGCCCAAAUAUUUGCUGCAAUCCAGGAUAUAGCACAAGCAGCCCUAUGAGCAUGGGAUAUCAUGGGAAAAUGGGGAACGGUUCUCUGGACAAUAGCUUAUCUCCUGGGAUAAGGCUGCUUCCGAGUGCAAGCCCCUCUAGUCCGCAGUGUUGUGCAGCCCACUCGCCGUGCCUGCACACGCCCCCUUCUGCAGCGGGAUCAGAUAAUGGAAUGAUGGGAUUAUCUCCAGACGCAUACCGGGUUCUGACAGAGCAAGACAGACAACUCAAAUUACUUCAAGCUCAGAUCCAGCGCUUGCUGGAAGCGCAGGCUCGGCAGGCUUGUUCCCCGGAACCAGCUGGAGCCAGCCACGCUCUGCAGCCUGAGAAGCAAGGGGACCUUGUUUCUAUGGAAACCCAAAGGAAAAGUGUGAGCGUUGCUGUGAGCACAGGUGCUAGCUUAUUUUGGAAUACGGCCUCAGAAAAACAAGACGAGUCCAUACCCCAAGUUAAAAAAGAGGAUGAAGAUAUUUCUAAGGAAGACAUCAGCAUUUCAAUUAAUGCUGAACAAGAUGCAAGUAAUACAAGUAUUGCCUCAUCCUUAAAGGUGGUUGACAUCCCCAGCUUUGUGGACAGUAUUCAUCUUGUGGAAGGAGGAACUAAUCAGAACACUCUCCAAAAUGGAAACACUUCCCAAAUGCUUGUUCACAGUUCAUCCUUGGAAGAAAGUAUCAGCGUGUCCUCACAGAAGGAACCAACAGAGGGAGCCAGCAACCCUGUGGUGGCAACAAGUGAGCAAAACUCAGAGCCACCCGCCUCGUUUCUGCCUCGGCAUCCAUCAGAAGAUCAAAAGCUUUACCAGGACUUACUGGGCCAAGUAAACCACCUCUUAAAGUCCUCGGAAGAUCCUGUAAAAUCAGGAUUUGUUAGUGAUGAUGGUCCUAAAUAUCAAGAUAUUGAUGAUACAACAGAAAUGGCUUCAGAAACUGGCCCGGAUGUGAUGGAUAAAGAGAGUGUGAUUAGUGCUACACUCAAACAACUGAAAAGUCUUGGAGUCAAAAUUGACUCACCUGGCAAAAUGAAGAAAAAUACCCACAAAGUGGAGAGUGCCAGCAUCUUAGCGCGCAUAAAUCCUGAAGCAGUGGUGCCUGGACUAAAUUAUAUGUCAUUUGCCAAUGUCAGCGUGUGUGGCUUAACUCCUAAUGUUGCUGAUUUGAGCAUGGAAGCAAAUGCUAUAGCCCUCAAGUAUCUCAGUGAAAAUCAGUUAUCUCAACUUUCUCUCAGUCGCUCAGGCCAAAAUCCUCCUGCAGAUUUCUCUUUCCAAGACAUCUUGCACAAAAAUAUGGAUAAAAGCAUGGUGGGCCUUAGCUUAAUUUCACCAAACAAUAUGUCUUUUGCAACCAAGAAGUACAUGAAGCGAUAUGGGCUGAUACAGGGCAAUGACAGUAGUGAAGACGAAGAGGAAGUGCAGGUUCAAGAUGACAGUUCUGCCACUGUCAAAAGUCAAAGCAGGUGGAACAAAACCUGUACCCCUGUGUGGGAUGGCUUCAACCACUGGACUGAAUUAUCCGAAAGAAUUGAUGGAAGACUUCCCAUUCAUCUAAAAAGUCACAGCAGAGAGUUGACUCCUACUGCUUCUCCACCAGAAUUAAGCAGCCCUGUAUUAAGAAAUAUUACAAAUGAUUUCUUUCCUCCCAGAGCAGAUCAAGCAGAUGAAAACUCAGUUCAGAUUUUAAAGGAUUUAAAAACAAAACCCAAAUUGUUACCUGGGAGGGUUGAAUUCACGGAACAGCCUGGCAGGAAAGAUGAAGGAGAUGCUCAGGUCUGUGCUGGAAAUCUGCAUCCCCCAGCCCUUGAAACACUAAACCAGUCGAACAGCAUGAAUUCUGUUGGCACCAUUCUUGACGUGAAGCAACUCAGGCAGUUGCCAAAGUUGUUCUGA
Apaloderma vittatum (bar-tailed trogon) is the source of this 3876-nucleotide messenger RNA. RefSeq names its product SCL/TAL1 interrupting locus (gene STIL). Lineage: Eukaryota; Metazoa; Chordata; Aves; Trogoniformes; Trogonidae. Gene Ontology annotation, cellular component: centrosome; centriole. The transcript is spliced from 15 exons. The coding region runs from base 1 to 3876 and encodes 1291 amino acids. The record is from RefSeq and is a predicted model, not a curated record. Gene Ontology annotation, biological process: centrosome duplication; protein localization to centrosome; smoothened signaling pathway.